Molecule: messenger RNA, 1197 nt
Organism: Gallus gallus (chicken)
Lineage: Eukaryota; Metazoa; Chordata; Aves; Galliformes; Phasianidae
Gene: SULT1B
Product: sulfotransferase family, cytosolic, 1B
Exons: 8
Coding region: 247-1137 (296 amino acids)
Biological process (GO): sulfation
Cellular component (GO): cytoplasm
Molecular function (GO): sulfotransferase activity
Source: RefSeq, a predicted model, not a curated record
ACACACACUCUGUCUUCCUCCUACUCCAGACCUUCCACUACUGCUGCCUUCCCUGUACCACCUUCCCGGUGUCACCGUCCUGUUGCUCUCCCGCUCUCACCGUCCUUGUGCAGAGCACACGCUGCCAGAGGCUGCAACUCCCCAGCUGCGCAUGCGGACUGGUACCCAGAGGCCAGGAGGACAAGGGGGUCCUAGGCUGCUCCCCCAAGCAGCUGCCUCCCAUGAGUCCUCCCUGCCCCCAUCAGGAUGGCCACGGUGGACAGAUACCUGCGUCAGCCCUGGAGCGUGGUGCACGGCAUCCCCAUGGUCUGCGCCUUUGCCCCGAACUGGGAGCGGGUGGACAAUUUCCAGAGCCGCCCUGAAGAUAUUGUGGUGGCCACCUUCCCCAAGUCUGGCACCACUUGGGUCAGUGAGAUUGUGGACAUGAUCCUGCAAGGCGGUGACCCAGAGAAGUGCAAACGGGAUGCCAUCGUCAACCGGGUACCCAUGUUGGAGUUUGUUGCCCCUGGGGAGAUGCCAGCAGGAACAGAGGUGCUAGCUACCAUGCCCUCACCCCGUGUGGUCAAGAGCCACCUGCCUGCACAUAUCCUGCCCAAAUCCUUCUGGGACAAUGGCUGCAAGAUAAUCUACGUGGGUCGCAAUGCCAAGGACGUGGCUGUCUCCUUCUACUACUUUGACCUGAUGAAUAAGUUUGAACAACAUCCAGGAACAUGGGACCAGUACCUGGAGGCUUUCAUGGCUGGCAAAGUGGCCUAUGGCUCUUGGUUUGACCACGUGCGGGGCUACUGGGAGCGCCGGCAGGAGCACCCCAUCCUCUACCUCUUCUAUGAGGACAUGAAGGAGGAUCUCCGCCGGGAGGUUGCCAAGGUGGCCCAGUUCCUGGGGCGGGAGCUGACGGAAGUGGCACUGGACACCAUUGCCCACCACACAUCCUUUGAGGCCAUGCGGGACAAUCCCAGCACCAAUUACAGCAGUGUGCCCUCCCACCUCAUGGACCACGGGAUCUCCCCCUUCAUGCGCAAAGGCAUCACCGGUGACUGGAAGAACCACUUCACUGUGGCCCAGAGUGCACACUUUGACCAGUACUAUGCUCAGAAGAUGGCGGGCACUGACCUGCGCUUCCGCACAGAAAUCUGAGUCUCACACACCUUCAGAUUUCUGCUUUUGCAAAAAUAAAAGAGUUUUACUUCUGCCUUC